Molecule: messenger RNA, 13757 nt
Organism: Paramuricea clavata
Lineage: Eukaryota; Metazoa; Cnidaria; Anthozoa; Malacalcyonacea; Plexauridae
Source: the annotation of a GenBank genome assembly
AUGAACGAAAACUUGAACAGUGGGUUGAGUGAAGAGAUGGUCUUGAGGAUAUUCACGGAUGUUUGCGAAGCAGUUGCUACAUUGCAUUAUUCUCAGCCGCCAGUCGUGCAUCGCGAUCUUAAGGUAAUGUUCUGUUUAAUUAGAUGCAUGACACCCAGGCCUCAAAUUUCUCUGAAAUCCAUUUUCAAAAGCCAGAACUCCGUUUUCAAAUACCAAAACUCCAUUUUCAAAUGCCACAACUCCGUUUUCAAAUGCUAAAACUCAGUUUUCAAAUGCCAGAACUCUGUUUUCAAAUACCAGAACUCCGUUUUCAAAUGCUAAAACUCCGUUUUCAAAUGCCAAAACACAGUUUUGAAAUGCCAAAACUCCAUUUUCAAAUACCAGAACUCCGUUUUCAAAUGCUAAAACUCAGUUUUCAAAUGCCAAAACUCAGUUUUCAAAUGCCAGAACUCUGUUUUCAAAUGCUAAAACUCAGUUUUCAAAUGCCAAAACUUAGUUUUCAAAUGCCAAAACUCAGUUUUCAAAUGCUAAAACUCAGUUUUCAAAUGCCAAAACUCCGUUUUCAAAUGCUAAAACUCAGUUUUCAAAUGCCAAAACUCAGAAGGAGAACUCCGUUUUCGACUUGAUAUAUGAAAAUUUUCGACUAAUUGGGUUUGAGCAAAUUAGUGGACACUCAAUUUUGACAAUAUGAAACAUAACUCAAAAAGUUUCUUCGUUGCCCGGUCCCCUGUCGUAAUUUGCUAACUGAAAAUAUUUUUUGGCUACUUGCAAAAAAUGUACAGGCAUGAUGCCAGAUAAUUUUACUUGUCAAAAAGAGAGCGCUGACUUAUUAUUCUUUCGUUUCCACUAGGUUGAGAAUAUCUUAAGAAAUUCAAAAGGAGAUUUUGUCCUUUGUGAUUACGGUAGCGCUUCAACAACACCUGUCGACCCGAAGGUAAUGCUGAAUCAUUAGACAAAAUAUUCAAUUCCUUAAGAAGUGAUGAAACAUUUCAAUAAAAUAGCUGUUUCUACUUGUUCACUAUACUUGACGUUUGAUCAUUUCAGGAAAGCAAAUUGUCUGAAGUGGAGGAAGAAAUUCAGAGGUAUUUUGUAAAAUAUAUCUUAUUUUCAAAAGAAAGUCUACAGUAGAUACGCAUUGUUUGCACUAGUAGUUCACUUUUUGUCUAACAAGAUCAUGACUUAGGAAUAAUUCAACAGCAUUUAGGUGAGGCCAAAAUGCCCACUUAAUAAAUCUGUUCCAAGCAAUUUGUUUCAGAUAAAUGUGAUUUGUGUGCUUGUUCAUUUGUUUCUAAAGAAAUUUUACUUUCGUUUAGGUAUACAACUCUGUCGUAUCGAGCACCAGAGAUGGUCGACCUUUACAGUGGGAAGAUUAUUUACACAAAGUCGGAUAUAUGGGUAAGGAGAUUAGGAAUUAAGACCAGAAAACUCUCAUACAAACUCUCGCUUGCCAAUUCUCAUCAACUCAUCCUUGUUUAACAAGUGCUUAAAUUGGUUUGAAGAUUCGAAUGAAUGACCUACUACUACUACUAUAGUAGCUCUGUUUGUAUUUGUGGUGUACAGAGUGUUAACCACAGGUUAAAAAAUUUGGCAUUUUAAUGAAAUUGAGAAUUUCAGUUGCGACAUUCAGACUAUCGUGUUUCUUAAGUGACGUUCACGUUGCCUAGCGCCAGCUGAAUUAAAUUGAAACUUGCAAGUCACCUGACAUUGUUUUGCGUACUAAAAACAGACAGUGGGGAUUAUAAUGGUCGGCAGUCGGCUAUUUGCCAAACAAAAAUACCGAAUGACCGAUCAAUUUCAUUCUGCACGGACAUUUUGACGGAUCAAAUAAAAUAGACAAUGUUCAUUUUAAUUGAAAGUAGCUUAUGUAAAAAGUACGGUUUGAAAAGCAUACUAUACCUAUUAGUGUACCAUGCAAACAAUAAAUAUUUGGAUGAAAAAAGCAUUCAGAGGAAACUUUGUCAUUGAGCUUCUCUUUUAGCAAAUACUCUCUCAAGUUACAGAAUCUCGAUAGUAAGUCUAUAGCGUUUCCAAUACUCACUACUUACAAAAAGAUGGGGGUUUUUUUCGUAAAAAUGGUUGAAGUAGUUGGCCGACCAUUCUUUUUCAAUGUCCGAGCAACAGUCUUGUUGAUCGGACAUUUGUCAGACCUAAGCAAAAACGUUAUAAUCCACACUGAAAACAGACAAAUAUAUCUUUUACAGAUAUAGGCUACAUGACAUGCUCGCAACACUUAUCUGAUGCCCAAUUUUUCUUGAACAAAAUUUUGAAGUUGAACAAUCUUUUAUAUAUAUAAUAGUUACGUUUUUGACUGAUCUGAAUUGUGAAAUUGCUGGCUAAACAUUGUGAAAAUGGCGUAUAACGCCGAAUUAGCCUCUCUCACGCCGCCAUUUUUGGGUGGCAAUCUGCGAGAUAAGUCCACAUAUAACAGCGACUUUUUAUAAAUUUUUGGACGAAUGGUGGUAAAUUUGCUUUGUAAAUGUUUAGUUUAUUUUGAAAAAUUGCUUUUCACAUUGUUUUAAUUGUCUGCAUUGGUUAACGAGAAUUAGAUGCCACCCAAAAAUGGCGGUUAUUCGUCAUCGUGAGAAAGGAUAAUUAGGGCCUUCGCUCGAAACGUCGAAAUUCUCCUUAUAUUUUCAAGUAGUUUCAUCCCUAUACCAACGAAAGCUUGUUAUCUUACUGUAUAUAAAUCUUGUAAAUGUUUAGGCUUUGGGCUGUCUUCUCUACAAGCUGUGUUUCUUUACUGUUCCAUUUGGUGAGAGUGUUCUUGCCAUACAAAACGGACAGUUUACAAUCCCAGAAAACUCGAGAUACUCCAAAGAGAUGCAUAGCCUUAUACGUAAGUUAUUGGAUGAAGAAGUAGUAUUAUUCCAAAGCUUUCGAGAUUACAGAGAGUAAGACUCUCGGUAGAGCUGUGCGCCGGAGCUCCGGCAUAUUUUGCCGGAGCCGGAGUUGGAGAACUCCGGGCAGACAAAAUUAUGAAAAAUUGUUUCAUAUUUCAUUGAACUUUUGGUAAUGAAAAAAUUAAGUUGUUGAAUGAUUUGAAGUUGCUAUAAAGUUGAAUUACUUGCUCCGAUUCGAUUUCACUCACAAACUGGCCGAUAUAUUAAUUUUAUUUAAUAAUAUAUGGUUUCAACGAAAGGGAGUAAAAUAAAUUAUGAAAUUACACUGAAAUACUUUCGCCUGCUUCCACUUUUAAAUAUGAAAUUUCCUUAAAAUUUCCUCGCCCGGGGCUAAAAUAACUGGAGUUUGCACAGCUCGGGCGUUAGACAGAGUAAAACAACAAAGUAGGGCACACCUGAGUGCAUUGCAUCUUAAUGGGUUAAUAAAAGGUUAGCUUUUAAUUUAGCAACUUUUUAUCCAGAAAAAUAAUAGAGCUAGUUAGCCUAGUUCUAUAAUAUUUUUAUGUUUUGUUUUAAGGUUACAUAUUAGAACCUGAUCCGCAUAUUCGUCCUGAUAUCUAUCAAGUGUCAUCUAUCGCUUUUCAACUUCGGAAAAUGAGUUGUCCCGUACUUAAUCCUUCGGUGAGUUACAGUGUGUACUAUACUAUUAAUUAACGAGUAUUCUUGUGUUGGGUGAUCUGGUAGAUGCCAGAUAACUAAAAAAAUUUAAUGCUACAUAUUUACCAAAAUUUUAAUAAUUCAUGAGGAAAAGACACAGGAAAUCACUACCGUGUUGGUGGUUUUAUUUGUGAUAAAAAAAUCAUGUUUGUAAACUUUAAUUUACAUAAACUUCUAAAUAGUACAUACUAAUACUCUUUUUGUCUCCCGUCCUUUAUAUAAGUACAUGUAUAUCAUGUUUGACUUUCAGAGUUCUUCUGUACCAAGGCAAUUGCCAGAAGAUAACAGUAAAUCGGCGAUACCAGGCAAGUCGAAAGUCGCAAGGUAAGUUGAAUCAGAUUUUCUACGUUUGCGAAUAAAAAAAACAACUUUGUGCGCGCUGUAUAUAACAUUAUAUUCACCUGAAUACAUAACAUCAAAACACACACAAAAAAUCAUGAUCAUAGAACACAUUAGCCUCCUGCGCAGACGUUGUUAGUGGCCGAGGCCUCACCUAACGUCUGCUCACAUUCGCCACACAUUUGACUUCCCGGCAAUUAACCAAUCACAAUCAUCUGCACGAUAACUGGAAGAUCGACCUUCAAUGACCUUCACAUGCAUGGGCUAUUAUCAACAAGUCUGUAGUAUUUUAAAAUUUUAAAAUUUUAACACUGCGCAUCAGAAAAUGGCUUUUCAGUCUAUUAUAAACGAAAAGAAGGAUGUUUUCGUAUAUCUCACAGCUGACGCAGGAAAUCACUUAUUUAUCACGCCGUUACCGAAGCUAUUCGAUGUAAUAUUCGGAUUUAAAUAUUUAAACAAAUUGUAAACAUCGUAAACAUUUAGUAAUCGUGGUUUCACCAUUGAUAAAUUCAAUACGAGACCAAGUUAAAAAACUACACGGUCUAGGAGGCAGUGCUGUGUCAUUAUCAAGUUGAAUCGAGAGCGAUAAAGAAGCGAAGGCAUUGGAAGAAGGGACAUAUUCUGACUGUAUUUUAUAUGGCACAGCAGAGUCAUUGUUGAAGACAAAGUGUAUGGCAGAACGGUUUGUGCUUUGGCUAUUGAUGCAUGAAGCUCAUUUCAGCAUGUAUUAUAAUAAAUCCUAAACAUGUGUUCGCAUUUGUAAUUCUCUCAAAGCCACAGGAAUCGAUCGGCUUUGACCAUUUUAAUAGUCGUUAUUUUAUAUUGUCUUGAAUUUUUCUUUUUAUACGUUGCCUCGUAUUAUCUAUUGCACGUAGCACUAGCAAGUUUAUGAGCCACUCUAUAGUUAAUAUACAUACCCCAACCCUCUGAUGUAAACCCCUCAUAAUUGAAAGGCUCAUAUAAACUUGCAUGCUAGUACUACAUGUAAUAUACAAUACGAGGCAAUGUAUAAAAAGACAAAUUCAAUUUAAAUAAACAAUAUAAAAUAUUAAGGACUAUUAAAAUGGUCAAGCCCGAUCGAUUCCUGUGUCCACAUUUUUAGGAUUUAUUAUAAUACAUACCAUUCUUUAAUCGCAUGAGCUUCAUCCAUCAAUAGCCAAAGCACAAACCAUUUUGCUAUACGUACACUUUGUUGUUAUUAAGCAUUCGUCUCCAUCUUCAACAACGACUCUGCUGUGCCAUAUAUUAAUACAGUCAGAAUAUUUCCUUCUUCCAAUGCCUUCGCUUCUUUAUCACUCUCGAUUCAACUUGAUAAUGACACAGCACUGCCUCCUAGAUCGUGUAGUUUUUUAACUUGAUCUCGUAUUGAAUUUAUCAAUGGCGAAACCACGAUUACUAAAUGUUUACGAUGUUUACAAUUUGUUUAAUUAAAUAUUUAAAUCCGAAUAUUACAUCGAAUAGCUUCGGUAACGGCGUGAUAAAUAAGUGAUUUCCUGCGUCAGUUGUGAGAUAUACGAAAACAUCCUUCUUUUCGUUUAUAAUAGACUGAAAAGCCUUUUUCUGAUGCGCAGUGUUAAAACUUUCAAAUUUAAAAAUACUACAGACUUGUUGAUAAUAGCCCAUGCAUGUGAAGGUCAUUGAAGGUCGAUCUUCCAAUUAUCGUGUAGAUAAUUGUGAUUGGUCAAUUGCCGGGAAGUCAAAUGCAUAGCGAAUGUGAGCAGACGUUAGGUGAGGCCUCGGGCCACUAACAACGUCUGCGCAGGAGGCUAGGGACAGUAAAAUUUGAUUCAUAUCAUUGGGAGAUAUUUUUUCUCAAGUAGACGUUAUAUUUUUGAAAUGAAGGUUGAGACUAAAAAUAAAUUCUGGAAGUAGUAGUUGGAGGCAUCAAAACGAAAAUAGUAUAUUUAACAUCCUUGUUAAAUAAGCUUUCCAAUGAUAUAUAGUUUUAUGCAUUUAGCUAAAAUUCCUAGCCAGCUACAAGCUUGCAAUGUAGACCAGCCGGAAUUUGUCAAUUUCAGGUAGACCCCAACCUUUUAAAUAAUAAUAAUAAUGACAAUAAUAACAAGAGUUAGUUUGAGCGAAGGGGAUGACUGUGUCACGCAAAUACGGCCUUGUGACAGUUUAGUUCAAUAAUAUCAUAGUUGCCUCGAAAUCCUUUGUCUCGCGAGGUACGAUUAAUCACUAAUUUACCUCAUUACUAAAACAUGGAGUAAAAUUAGAACUAAUUUUACUACUGGCAAAAUUAGAACUAAUUUUGCCCGUGGUAAAAUUAGUUCUAAUUUUCCCCUGCAUGCUUGAUGAGGGAAAUUUAGAAGACAAAAGCGUACCUCAUCGAAAAUCAUCGCAAAACUAUGGACAGUAUCUGACGACACCGUCCCGUACACAUUCGAACAAUCACUUUGCCAGCUUUUAUUCCCUAAUCUUGAACAUUUCAAUUGUGGGAGAAAAUUCCGUUUAUGCGCAUGCCUAAAACGCCAAUGAACACGGAGAUGUGUUUCUGUGCGUGCGUAUAUAUCAAAAGUGUUCGUAUCACAAUCAUAAGACAAUCAAACAGCAUUCAAAACAGGCAACACACCACGCGCGAUUCCCUCGUUAACUAUGAUAUUACAAAGUAAUAGCAUGGCAUUACGGUCGAUUAGUGAUGAAAUGUCCCUCAAGCCUCGAGAGGUUUAGUAAAACCUUACUAAACCUUACUAAACCACUCUCGGCUUUCGGGUACAUUUAAUCACUAAUCGCCCUGAAUGCCGUGCUAUUACUUAUAAUAAUCCCGAUAACAACAGUUAGUUUGAGCGAAGGGCAAAAUGCGUCGUCUCAUGCAAAUACAGCCCUUUCAUUUUCAUAAUAAUAACAACAGUCAGCUACAGCGAAGGGCAAAAUGCGUCUCACGGAAAUACGGCCCUUUGACCAUUUAGUGAAAUAAUAAUAACAACAGUCAGUUUAAGCCAAUGGCAAAAUGUUUACGUAAGUCGCCUCACGCAAAUACCUACAGUCAAUUUAGUUGAAUAAUCACGAGAGUUCAUUUGACCGAAGGGCAAAAUGUUCGCGACGACAAGCUUAUGUGAAACAGGAAACUACUUCUGUUGCCACGCAAACGGCAGUCAUUAGCCAAUCAUAGCAAAUGAAGCGUUGACCCAUCCCAUAUCACAUUGCUGGCGAAAAUUACACACUUAGUCCGGGCGCGUGUUCUAAUGAUUACGAACAAUGCAAUCUACCAAUUAAAGGAUAUAUACCUCAAUCCGAAGCGACUAUUGUUUGAGGGACAAGAACGGACCCAAGUAAGACAUUUGCUUCAUUUUUGUUUGUUUAAUCGCGUGCGCAUAUUUACAAUGUCAAUGUAAUUUAGCAUGCAUUGGCAAAAUACUUAGUAGUAAGUUGAUUUAGCAUUUAGUCUAGUAUUGUACUCGAUAUUUUAUUUUAUUAAUGAUCGAUAUUUUCCCCUGUAAUUCCUACUCGUUGAACCGCACACAUAUUGAACAUUUAAUAUAUCGAACAAAGAAAAUGAGCAUGCCAUAUGCAGUCUAGUGGAGUGUAAGGGGACAGCUACUCAAAGGAAUAACAACUACAGUGUCUACGUCCAUAUUCAUGUUGCCACGUAGGAGUAACGUCGAAUCGUGACUGUCUACGUCGAUAUGUGACUGUCUUCUGUUCCGAAAAUCCGGAGUACUCCGAACAGUAAAUGGAACAGCUUGCUGUAUUUUCAAAUAAUAGAGGUCAAAGACUUGAAGUAUUCAGUGAAGCAACAUUUUUUUCGUGUCAAAUACCCGUCAAUUUGUGUUCGCGAAUCGUGCCAUUUUUCUGCGAGAAGAAUAGUUCAGUAUGAAAAUAGUAAUAAAGCAUAUCCUAUAAAACUUCUCAUAUUUUACAAUAAAGAUCCUACAUUAGUUUGCCCCAAUGAAGGCAAGUACAAUAGUCAAUAAUUUUGAAUUGAAGCCUCAGCAUUUUAAUGCAUUGCUGAGAUAAAUUGAUUGAUCGACGUUAUCUAUAUUGGGUGGGUGGGUACUUGUGAAAACGUCGAUUCGACGUUAUGCGUGGCAAUAUGAAUAUGGACGUGUGACCCCUAAACAAAUUUUGAAAAUGUUUUCUAUGUAUAUUGUUUUGUAUUUAUAUAUUGUUUUGUAUUCCACAAACAUGUGAAUGCAUUUUAAAUCAGAACAAAAACCACUGAGUUAAUAUUACUAAAGGACAAAUUCAAUUCAACAGCGAAUAAAAAUCUAUUUCAAACAUUCAGACGAAUUCUAUUUGUCACGACACCCAAGUCACGCAAUAAACUUCUAGCUAUAUAUACAGUCUCAAACAAAUACAUACGCUACAAAAAGAUGCUGUGACACGCUGAUUUUGGUCACCAAAUCGUUCAGCAUCGGCGUUUGAAAACGAACCGCGGUUAAAUAUAUCGUAAUGCAAGCAAGAAAUUCAUGGAAGUAGGAACGUGUUUCGGUAUGUUAAUUAACCAUUAAAUGCCUCUCCCCUUGAAGAGUAAAAUCGUCUGGCAUUAGACAGAGUAAAAUAAUAAAGUAUGGCGCAUGAGGGCGCAAUGCGACUCAAUGGGUUAAAUUAACUAGACACCUGAGCAGAUAGGCCAGUUAACCAUUAAGUGCCAGUGCUCUCCUCUUGAUGAGUGAAAUCGUCUGACAUUAGGCAGAGAAAAACAAUAAAGUAGGGCGCAUUAGGUUGCAAUGCGACUCUAUGGGUUAAACCGUAAAAUUGACGUUAUGAGUGAGUGGGUGGGUUUUUACAUCUACUUGUCGACCAAUUAUCUCGUGGCAAUUUGACUAUAAUUGUCCUAAGUUUAUAUUAUUGCAGUACAGCUUUUGUAUUAUUAAUUCAAACACUCAUUAAUAGUUCAUAUGCUUAUUGGCAAAUCAUGUCAACCAUAAUAUGUCACGUGCAGUGGCUUUAAACCUAAUAAAACACUCCUGCUCGUUUAUUAAACAGCACAUCAAAUAUUCAAAAGUAAAUAUGUUCAAAUAAUGAUAGAACUACAAAUAAAAAACAUUAUAGAUUAUAGACUUAUCUUUUAAUAGUAGUGCAUUGUUUAUGCGAAAUACAUGUACUAGUGAAAAAAACAGUUUAAUAUUCAAAGACAUGAAAUACCACAAAUUUUGAGCAUUUUUAGCCGUUAAAAAAGGACCGCCACGAUCGACCUUAUCUGAGGUAGGUGGGUGCAUGGGGGAGUACAAGUGAACUACAGGUAUGUACCCCCAAAACCAAGGCACCCCAAAAACUACAAGCUUGAUUUAUAGUCAUUAAUAGGCGGUUGACUAAUGAUGUACCAUUUUAGGAUACCUAUAUACGCGUUUGGGAAAAUUUUUUUCGCACUAUUUGCCAAAAUGUGUUACCUGAAAAUUAAAAAACGUAGCCUACCCAUUGGCAACUUGUAUAAUCUAAAAAUUUAAAUUAACUCAAAGUAUAUAAAUUUCCACUUGAUAAUUUCCAUCUAGAAGACUCUUCAACUAUUUUUCAAGCGAGUGAGAUGCCAACCGCAAAAUAUUAAUAUUUACUCAUAAUCUAUAUGCAUAUGGCAGUACGACGUACCUUAGUGUAUACAGUAUACAUGAACUUGUGGUUAGAGCUCGACAACUAGCCUCUGUUGCUCAGUUUGUUAGAGCGCUACGCCGGAAUCGCAUGACCAUUGGUUUAAUUCCUGCCAGGGACCUAAAAUUGCAUUUUUCGCUGCUGUUUCUAGCUCGUUAGGUCUAAUAAAUGUAUAUAAAUUUCCACUUGAUUAUUUCCAUAUACCCAAAACUAUUAAUGUAUUAUUCAAGCGAGUGAGAUGCCUACGUUAUAGAUAAGUUGAUCAUUGCAAUGAAUACACAAUUAUUUAGAUGUUUUCGUUGUGUUUUUUUGGGGAUGGUGAUUUUUUUUUUGGGGGGGGGAGAUUGUAUUCGUAUCCGCAAUUAUUGGUGGGUCGCUAUCAAUCACUUGAGAUUUAUAAGACAAAGAUAUACAGUAGCGGCCAUGUUUGAUUCCAAAUUCAAUAGCUUCUAAUAUAAUCUCGCCAUGACGUCAAGUGCAAACUAGGAAUUCUUUGAUCGUUUAUUAUCGAGAUUACUAGCCAGUAGUUUUUGACUACUUUUUUAAAACAGUAGCUGUAUGGUUAUAGCGAACUACAUUUAACCUAAAGUAGCUAGGUAUUUGACUACUUUUCAAAUUGCGAAUCGCUUUUCGCCACUUUUUAAAAUUGUUAGCACCUUGAUAGAAUAGCAUGAUAUAUUUUUAAAAUUAAAUUAAGUAGUAGCUGUAGUCAGUAGCGAACUACCUUUGUUCGAAAGUAGCAGUAGUUGUAGCUAACUACAUAUUUUUGAAGUAAACUGCAGUUAUUCUUGACUUGCAAUCAAUCCCUUGAGAAUUAGAAUACAAUAUGGCACGGCGGCCAUGUUGGUCUCAAAUUCAAAGGAAGUUAAUGAGAUUCUUUUGCUGAAAAGGGACCAACAUGGCCGUCGCCCACAUCAUUGCACGUCAAGAAUAUAGCAAACUAAAAAAAAUUUGUAGUCAACCCACCUUUGGUUUCCUGAUCCGAAGCAGUGAAAUUAAUUAAUGGAAAGUCAAUAUACCUUAUAUUUCAUGAUGUUACAAGACGUGAUGGGGAAUUCUGUUCUUAAUAGUCACAGCGGAAAAAUUCAGAACAAUCUAACAUGGCUAGCGCUAUACUGUCAAAUGCAAGUGUGCUGUUGUUCUUUGUCUUAGAGGCUGUUCAAGCUAAUGAACACCCUAGUUCUUUCAGAACUGAACUCUAGCCUGCGUAGCCUGCGUAGCAAGCGUUUAGUGCGGGCGGGAGAAAAGAGGGCGUCGUCGAGGAAACGCCUGCCCAAAAGGCUAUGACUAAUGUGUUUUCGCCCAUUAAGGCUGAUCGACGUUUUGUAAUUCGCACCUUCACCGGUUCACCCAUUAUCCAAUUAUAGUCGACAAUUUUAUUUAGCAUCAGGCAUGUUUUUCUUUGCUCGGCAAAUAGGGAAAUUUCAUGCUAUUUUAGACAACACAGAGCCGCUUUACCUUUUAAAAGGCUCCUGAACCACGGUUUUUUAACGUAUUCUGCCGUAGCAUGUUUUGAAGUGUUAUUCUUAAAAUCAUCCUCGAACUUCAUUGCUGCAAUGCCAAUUGAUGUAGCCUCAGCUAUCUGGCCUUCAAUAAAAUUUUCAGGAUGUAAAUGACAAGACCGCAACUAUAAAAAAAUAUUCGAUCCCUGCUCGUGCUGGCAUGUAGCAAGCUUUGAUUUGGCGAUAAUGUAUAAUUGAAAGAUCAAAUUUUUUCCGUACCCCGUAGCGUGGGUACAAUCGCGAUAACGUCUUCACCACGUAGCAAAUUAAUAAUAGACUUUCUCUGUUCUGGUUUCAACUGAAUUUCGAAACAUAAAAGACUAGCUUGAAAUAUCAAAAAGAGUUUCCUCCAAAGCAUUAACAGCCAUAUUUUUAUGAGAAUAUAUACGCGGGCAAAAUUAUUGUUGACAUUUGAGUUACGUAAUUACUUCCGUCAGCGAAAUUGACGAAGUGUUUUCGGUCAAAAACACAUUAAGAUUUACCACUAGGCGGAAUUUUCCUCGAGGAGCGGAAUUUUUCUUUGUCUUGUGAUUUCUCGGGUGGAACUAAUUAGAAAAGACAAAGAGAAAUUCCGCCUGGUGGAAAAUGGCCUUUAGUCAUCAAAAUUAAUCAUAGCCAUUUGGGUAGGCGUUUCCUCGACGACGCCCUCUCUUCUCCCGCCCGCACGAAACGCCUGCUACGCAGGCUACUGAACUCUUGCACGGGUGUUCAGAGGUUUGACAGCCCUGAAAGUAAUGACAGUACAAGUAAUAAUAAUUUGUUGCUGGUUCAUUGAAACUCUCUUGCAGUAUUUACACUGAAUUAAUGAGUCUAAAAUAUUACUAAAACUAUUUUUACAAAAAUGAAUGAGUACAUUUAACUGUUAAAACUAUGUACUAGGAUACCUGCAAGGUCGGGAUUGCUGCGGGCAUUAAGAGCAAAUAGAACUAAAUAUAGUUCAAAUUAUAUAAAGCACAGUUAUUACUCGCAGCGAACCAAGAACUGGUGAGCACUGUGGCCGAAGCGUAAGGAUACGGAAUCAAUUCAUGCCAUGAGUGUAACAGAAAAAGCGAUGCAUUUGUUGCCAAAGGGCUAUCACAGAUGACAGAUAUAUUAAACAUGUGUGUCUCAUUGAAUAGUUGCGCCUGUUAAUGUUAAUGUUAAUGUUAAUGUUAAUAUUAAUGUUAAUGUUAAUGUUAAUGUUAAUGUUAAUGUUAAUGUUAAUGUUAAUGUUAAUGUUAAUGUUAAUGUUAAUGUUAAUGUUAAUGUUAAUGUUAAUGUUAAUGUUAAUGUUAACGUUAAUGUUAAUGUUAAUGUUUAUGGAAGUAAUAUUCACUAAAGCAUAUGCAAGAAUAUAUCUUUUCAAGACCAAGUCGCGUAUAAAUACAAACGACAAAGCAUUCUUACGAGAUACAGCAUAAAUAUGUAAUAUUUCCAAGACCAAGUGCCGGCAACUGGAAUCAGUUGAAUUACGCGCUGCUUUAGUACGCGUACAGGUAAAUUAUAUAACACAAGUUUUCGCUAUAGGCUCAUUUACCACAUUAUAUACACAAUAUAUUAAACUAAGAAACCAAAACUAAUCUACUAGUCUGUAGUAUAGUGAAUGAAAGCACAUGGAUUCGGGUGAAUGUGUACUGCGAACAACCGCUGAGCGCGACCACAAUGCAACGCGCUAGAAAAAUGUACUGCAUGAACAGACGCCUCUCUGCACAAAUUAGAUUGCUGUUUCGCUCGCUCGCUUGCUCCGCAGCAGGUAAAAAAAUUGUUCUGAUCUUAAAGUUCUGCAUUUAAUUGUGUUCUCAAACAAAAUAGUGUUGUUUUACCCACUUCGUAGGCUAUACCUGCAUUCGCUAUCUUAGGUUUUGGGAGCAUAAAGGGCAGGGGAUGAUUUUCCUUCUUCAUUGGAUCAUAUAUUUUUUACAUAGCUGUUCACGUCUACUCUUCAAUGUUGGUAUCUGUGCCAUCAUCGUCGCCUCAUCAUAACUGUCUAUGGAAGGGAAAAUGAUUCUAUACGUGCCACUCUCUGUAUUGAUUCUAGCCUUUUUGCUGCCGAAGGCAGCCUCCUAUUCUUGACACUCUGCAUUCACUCGCCCCAGUCAUUGGCCCGAGUUAUGUACUGUCAAAAUACUCAAAAGAUGGUUGUAAAUUUUGAGUGGGAGGUGAACAAUUUGAAACUUUAGGAUUUCAGUUACGAGUAUGUUGGAUUUUCAUCGACAAAUAUGUUUUGAAUAAUUCAGGUAAGGAUGGCUUUGUUUCUUUCUGGUGAUAUUCAUGAAGCACGGACAGUUCUAAUUUUGUGAGCUCUACAAAAUUCCAUCAAAAUAUCCCGAAAAUAUGGAACGCUAAAGAAAUUUGUAAUCAUAUAGCUUCUUCCAACUUAAGUUAUGAUAGUAAACGAAUUAAAUGGAUUGGAACUUUUGAUAUAUUGAAGAAAUUUGUCGAAUGCGAUCUUAAAUUGGAUGGCAAAUGGUCUUCGCCAGGCGGUUGUUCGAAAAAGUUUACGUGCUAUAAUCUAGAUAUAUCAAUAACUUGGUACCCCAAGAAACUAAAUACACUUGUAUUUCACGGUGAGGAAAGCUCGGGUUUGGUUGACGCGUUAAUAAAUGUGUACGCGGAGGCAAUCUCUGAAGACGACGGUUUAUCAAACAAUGUAUGUGUGUCGGCCAUACAUAGUUCGAUUGCAACUAUAAACCCAGCUGUUGAUGAACCCGAACAGAUGUCUAAUCACUGUAUUAAGGACUUUGAACAAACUGAUAAUCAUCAAAAGGUCAGUAUAGAGCAUGAUUUCAAACUUGGCUGUCAGUGUAAAAUUUUAGCUGCUGAUUUGGAGGGAGUUAGCUCGAUAUAG